This is a messenger RNA of Caenorhabditis angaria, 2056 nucleotides long. The record is from the annotation of a GenBank genome assembly. NCBI's taxonomy places the organism in Eukaryota, Metazoa, Nematoda, Chromadorea, Rhabditida, Rhabditidae.
AUGUUCACUUUUGUGAGUUUUUUGAAAUUAUAUGCAAUUAAAUAGAAAAUUGUUUGCAGUUGUUCGAAAAAAUGGAAAGAAGCGAUAAAUCGUAUUAUAUUCCUCAAGUAAAAAAUGGACAACAUAUCCAAUCUGAAAUUUUAAACGCUUUCAAAGAUGAAUUUUUGCAGUCGAAGACACCUAUUUUUAUGGAUGAAAAUAUCGAAAAUGACACAGUUUUUGAGAUUGUCAACGAUUAUUCGAUUUUAUUUGGUGAUCAGAAAUUGGUUGAAUUUAUGAUCAAGAGAAUUGAUCAUAUUAACAAUAAAGAUGUGACGAUUGCUGUAAAAUAUGCUCUGGUAAAUAGUUUUUAUUUAAAUUUUGAUUUAAAAAAACUAAUUUUGUUUAUUUAUAGACAUUGCUGAAAAACAAUCAUGAAGAUUCGGGUUAUUAUCAAUCAGACGAUGAAAAUAUAAGAAAAAUAUUAUUGGACAAGUUGAAUUUUGAAAUGAAUAAAAAAUGGUCAGAAUUGGAAAAAUUGGAGCUGGUGCUAGAGUUAGUGAACAGUUUUGUCGAUUUGAAAUCAAUAGAUGAUGAUACUUUUGGAUUGACUCGUGAAAAUAUCGAGGAUUAUCGCCUGAGACUGAUGAAUUAUAAAAAAUUAAAUACUCUGAGAAUUUCGUGAGUUGCCUUUUUUUCUGUUAAUUUUAUAGUGAGUAUUUUCAGACAUUUGUUUGCGUCUUUCGAGAAAAAAGUUAAUGAAACUCCAGAAAUUGAUGAUUUUCCAAUAGACGGAAGAGUUUCGAGAUUGCUACGGCAAAAUAAGGAAGUUGGAUGUUAGUUGAAUAUUUAUUUUAUGAAAAUUAUGGCUUUUUUUCAGUUAAAAAAUGGAUAGUAUAUAUGGAAAAUGAAAAAGAUAUUGAUUGUUUGAUGAAGAAAAUGAUGAAAUUUAGUCCAGGUUCUGAUUCGUAUUUCAAUAUCGAUCUUCAUUCAAAACUAUUGACAAAAUUAUUGGAGGCAAAAGAUCAAGAAAAAUUAGAUGAAAGAUUGCAAUGGUUGGAAGCUUCUAGUUUCAGUAAUGAAGAAGUUUUGAAAAAUUGGGUGAACGCUUCGACAAAUUACAAUGCUUUGAAUAUCGUCGCGAAAUUUAUGGCUAAUAUGAAACCGAAUGCGGAAAUUAUCAAAAUUGCUGCGAAUUUUCUAUUAAAAAUCAAUCAAGUGGAUAUAAGUCAAGCUAUCGCACUUGCUAAUAUAUUUGGGCCAAUAAGAACAACAGUUUUGGAGCCGGCUACGGAAAUAUUUCUAGAAAAAAAGACUACAAAAGAGUUUGUGAAGAAGUUGAGGAAGUGGGAAUUUUUUGGGACAUUGGAUAAAUUGGCGAAGUUUUUCGAGCGCAAAAAUUUUAUCAAAGUUUUGUUGAUGAGGAUUGAUCUUUUGUUGGAUAAAGAAUCGAAUCCAAGAUUUGCGCUGGUUAGUAUUAUUUCCUAAUUUUCUCACAAUCAAAAGAAAUUUUUUCUAGACUUUGGCUCAAUGUGGAUUCAAUCGUGAUUUUGGAUAUCAAUUAAAUCCUGCUGAUAAUCGAAGAAAUCAAAGAAUCGUCGACAUAAUUUUCAACUACCUUGAUAAUCAAAUAUAUAGAUCAAAUCCGAAAAUAACAAGUAUCGAAGUUGCUGUUCAGAUUUUCCAUAAUUUUGUGGAAAUCCAUUUUGACACUUUUUGGAUGUUUGUCGAUUUUGAAAACGUGGACAUGUUGUUGAAACAAUGGGCUGCAUCUUGUCUGAUUGAUAAUAAUCCAGGUUGCAAUAAUUUACGGUGAGUGAUUUUGAAAACUGUUCACUUUUCACAAAAUCCAGGCUUGAAAUUCCGAAUUUUCGUUAUUUCUAGAUUUUUUCGGAAAAGUCAAAACUACUUUUUUCUUCUUUUCCCGAUCGAAACUCAAUUUUUCAACAAAAAAAUUCGAUUUUUCAGAGCCAAAAUCAACGAAUUAUUCAUGCCGAACAAAAUUAUUAGAGAGCAACCAUCAUUUGGAAGUAAAUAUGAAGUUGUGGAUGAGAGACGAGCUGAAAAAUAUCUCUGA